UUCCUCAAAUUCUGGCUCGAAGACAGGUGCCGAGAGACCUUCCUUUCGAUUCUGCCGAAGAAAGAUCUGGCAAGUCUGCGACUGGCCUGUCAUGACUUUUCCGUUCGAACAGCGCCGGCGCUGUUUUCCAACAUGACAAUUACUUUCAAGACCAACACUUUCACCAAGCCUUCGAAAUUGGUCGAGCUUGACAGACUCGGCUUCUACGUGAAAACAUUACGAUUCAAUUUGCCACAUACACCAGGGACGAUUUUACCGCCUCUUAUUGAGCCCGAGACUGGCGCCGAGCUCAGCUUCACAUACACUCCCCAAGUGCAAGACUUCUCGAGCAGGAGGCCGAAAUAUGGAGACAUUGGAACGACUGAGAUACUUUCACGACAAUACCCAGCACUGUUCCAUGCGGCCACGAAUGUUCCUGCCUUCGUUCGGGCAUUCUCUUCCUUCGUCAAUCUGGAGCAUCUGAUUGUCAACUGUCCAGGCUACGAUGUCACGAACCGAUACAGCCGGACCAUUGUCGAUUAUGCCCUAAUCUCGCUCCGUAUCGCUGUCGAGAAGAACUCCUUGAAUGCUCUGGACAGUCUGACUCUUGCACAAAUCCACCCUGGAGGUCUGAUUUACCUUUCACCUUUGCUGGGCUUCGGUGCAUCGCCAAGGUCAGCAGCGCGUUGGUCUCGAAUCAAGCAUUUGAAAAUCAAUGCCAUCCGCUUGCCAGCUGCGGAAGGAGCAUCUCCAGAACCGAACCAGUCCAAACUCCUCCAGACUUAUCUACGUAAUUUCCAGUCUAAUCUAGAGAGCUUUCGUUUCCGUUGGAUCGGACAAAAGGGACCGUUGCCAACAAAGCGACCAGUAUCGAGGGCAGCCCCGGAGGGCCAACAUCCUGCCCUCGCUCAACAAGAUACGAGACCACGACCGCCACCAAGCUGUCGCAAGGCUGAGAAGCCGCUACACUUUCCCAGGCUGAAGAAGUUCAAGGUCGGAGGCAUCGCUACUCCAGCCAUCGACAUCAGCACGUUCAUCGCGGCUCACAAACCUACGAUUGAAGAGCUUGAUCUGGAAGACAUAGAGCUCAUUACGGGCACCUGGGAUGAUGCGCUCGCACCACUCCAGAGAAAGAGGAAGCCUAACCCUGCAAGGCGCGUUGAGGAUGAAAUUCCAAUCAUGCUAUCGCCGACAUUUGCCGCUUCACAUGUUCCGGUGGCUAUGGAACGUGUCGAGGCAGUGUCACAUGAUCUUGCACCGCACAGGAGUGUGCGAGUUUCAAAGUGGUUCGCGUCGAAAGGGAAGACGCCAACUGCCGCUAGGAAGUUGAGAGAAGGCCUUCAAGGGUGUGAAGAGCAGUUAAGGAAGGUCCUGAGAGGGAGUGCAUUUCCAGCUUGGCGAUGAGACAUGCUUAUCGACGACCUUACGAUGUCUGUUCAUUACUUGGUGUAGGCUCUACAUACGAGAUCUUGCAUGGAAUUAGUUUACGGCCAUG
This is a messenger RNA of Pseudocercospora fijiensis CIRAD86, 1474 nucleotides long. RefSeq lists its product as uncharacterized. Bases 133 to 1383 code for a protein of 416 amino acids. Lineage: Eukaryota; Fungi; Ascomycota; Dothideomycetes; Mycosphaerellales; Mycosphaerellaceae. The transcript has a single exon. The record is from RefSeq and is a predicted model, not a curated record.